This is a messenger RNA of Anoplopoma fimbria (sablefish), 1449 nucleotides long. RefSeq names its product shadow of prion protein 2 (gene sprn2). NCBI's taxonomy places the organism in Eukaryota, Metazoa, Chordata, Actinopteri, Perciformes, Anoplopomatidae. Bases 449 to 979 code for a protein of 176 amino acids. The transcript has 2 exons. The record is from RefSeq and is a predicted model, not a curated record.
GGGAGAAAAGCCCAACAUGUUGUAUAAUGAUGUUUAAAUCUUGUUGUAUAACUCAAAAUGAGAGAAAAGAUAUAACAUUAGUCAAAGCUUCGAGAAGGUUCGUGUAGCGUUCUGGUUUAAGUGGUUAAAUAAUUCGGACAAAAUUAGUCACACAAAUUUACACCCACACACCCACACCCACGCACAAACACAAACACACAAACACACACACACAUAGACAGGCAGACUCAGGGGUAUUUAUGUGUGAUGUCGGUGCUACAGCAGCUUACUGCACACUCAGCCAAUGAGCAGGUGUGAUACACAGUGAUCCACUCCACCUGAUGGAGAUUGUCUGGAGGAUAACAGACCGGUCCUGAGUCACACCUCUCUCCGUCAGAAGAGUCUGAGCUGCCAGCAAACACCGUGUGGAAGAGGAACCUCAUCUUUGUGUCGACAGGAUAAAUAAAUAAUGUCUGGGCUGCAGAAGCUCCCCCUCACAGCAGCUCUCUGCCUGCUGCUCCUCGUCACGCUGUUACCCAGCUCCGAGGCCCGCCGAGGUUUUGGAGGCGGUGGCUUCGGCAGAGGUGGAAGCUUCGGCCGAGGUGGAAGCUUCGGCCGGGGCCAGGCCUACAGACCGGUCCAGAGCGGCGGCCCCAGCGCGGGGAAGAUAGCCGGGGCAGCCGCAGUAGGAGCCAUAGGAGGAUCGAUGAUCGGGUCAGCCAUGAGCCGCCCCGGAUACGGCGGAGGAUUAGGUGGGGGGUAUGGAGGAUAUGGAGGAGGAUAUGGAGGAGGAUAUGGAGGAGGAUAUGGAGGGGGUUAUGGCUACCCACGGUACGGAGUGGGUGGAGGCUACGGCUCCAGGCCCGGCUACGAAUCAGAAGGCUCUGGAGACAUGGAGUACUACACUGGAGCGUCCAGCGGCCCCAUCUACAACAGCAUCAUCGUAGUCAUCGGCUCCCUGAUGUCCCUGCUGAUGGGCCACUGGGCCGCAGUCAUGUAGAGCUGGAGACCGAGCUGGGAUCCAAAAACACACACAGGUCCAAACAAACCCUGACUGAAAACAACCCUCAACCUGACAGAACGCAGUCUAGGGCCCUUAAAAUAUGACCCCUGAAUGAGGGAAUGAUGAAUAAAUGAGGCCAAUUUGUUUCCCCUUUACUCUGCAGUGACCGUCUUUGAGAACAGGAGGGAUUUGACCCGUUUAACCUCCACAAUAUAUAUUUUUUUAUACUUUUGAUGAUUGUUCACUAUCUAGUGAAGAUAGAACAGAUUGGAUGUGUAAUUAGGGUUAAGUCUACCUCAAGUCAUGUUAGGACCAGAGUUUAAGAGCAGCUAUGAUAAUGCCAUUUCUCAGUAUAUUUCAUUAUAAAUUCAUAUUUUAGACACUUUCAUUUUAUUUCAUAUUCUCCAACUGUAUAUUACACUGUAUAUUCAAGUGUUACAUACACGGUUUUUAUGUAAAAAAGGAAA